Molecule: messenger RNA, 1791 nt
Organism: Rhopilema esculentum
Lineage: Eukaryota; Metazoa; Cnidaria; Scyphozoa; Rhizostomeae; Rhizostomatidae
Molecular function (GO): protein binding
Source: RefSeq, a predicted model, not a curated record
CACUGAAUUCGAAAAACUGUCCUAAGAUUUUGGGAUGAUGCAAAAGCCUCCUCUGGAAGAUAGCCUCGUAGCAAGGAAGGGAGGAGCAAAAAGAGAUGGUUGGUUGGUAAUCUUCUCUUGGCGGAUAUUUUGAAUUCAAAUAGUCAUAAUUCGAGUGUAACUGUUUUCAAAUCACAAAAUGGCGACCUUGCCAGGACCAAAAGCAAGAUGGGUUUCUUUUCCACCUUUACCAACAAUAAGGGCCUACUCAGCUACAUGUUGCUAUAAUGGUGUUAUAUAUGUCUUUGGUGGCUGCAAUAGUAUGGGUCAGCCAUUGGCCGCUGCAGAGUGUUAUAGUUUUGAAACAAAUACUUGGAAAACCCUACCAAAUUUAGCAGUGAAGCGAGCACAACCACAUGUUUUGAUUUACCAGGGAAAACUUGUAGUCAUCGGUGGAUGUAGGGAAAUGAACCAGCCUGUGCAAGAGGUUGAAGCAUUUGAUCCAGUGCUUGAAGAAUGGUCAAAAUUAACCCCUCUACCGUUCAGUCUUGCCUUCUUUUCGUGUGCUGUUUACAAGGACAGUAUCUACGUCGCUGGUGGCAUGUCCACGCAUGGUCCUUGCAAUGACAUGACGUACGUGCUAAAGUCUGGCAGCAGUGAAUGGGAGGCAUCAUCAAUGAUGCCAACGAAGAGGUAUGCCUGUAAGGCAUUCACCCAUGACGAUGAGAUCUACGUCUUUGGGGGACGUGUUCUUAUGACCCCUUCAAGCGCUGUUGACUCACUAAAUACCCUUUCAAACACGUGGACAAAGCAGCCUGACAUUCUCGACGGUAAAAUGUUCUCUCCCAUUGUCCAGAAUGGCGGGUGUUUCUACAUACUUGGAGGACUAAAGCCGAACGGAGAGUUCUUGAAUACAGCCGAAGUUUUCGAUGUUAACACUAAAUCGUGGAAAAACGUUACUCCGAUGCUUUCAAAGAGAGCCGACAUGGCUACAGAGUUAUACAAGAAUUGGAUUGUGGUCGUUGGUGGACAGAAUGAGAAAGGCCAAAGUCAGAAAUCCGAGGUUUAUGACAUGGACAAAGAUGUUUGGUUCAAUUUGCCCGAUCUGCCAACAUCAAGAUGCGGUGCUACUGCUGUUGUUCAUGGCAACUCGUUUGUAAUAAUUGGGGGUAUGGGCGCCAAUGGACCAUUAGGGGAUGUUGACGCUUUGAUAUUUGAAUGAGGGCCUAUUUUCCUGUAGCAGUAUUUCACUUCAUGUUUUUUGAUAGCUUCUUUUAAGGCAGGAAAACGCACGCAGAAUACUAUGACAAACCUGACGGAUACAUAUUUUAUGUAUAAUUAGGCGAAUAGUGGUUUGGGGAUUGACUACUGCUUAGUUGUUAUCGUCGAGCUGAGUUUUACAAAGGCAAAGCACUUCUAUACAUCAAUGACUUAUCCAUCUUUCCUUUUUUUAUUAAAGUCCUUCAGCGAUUACGUAGCAGUAUAAUUCUGAAAUGCAAUAAUUUAAAUAGUUUGUCUUCAGAGUUCAGUUUCAAUGUGCCCAGCCCCGUUUCAGCAAUAUUCUGAUUUCAGCUAGUUGAUGUAUUUUUUUCGGUUUCAUAGGCCGAAUUUUUUAUAUCGGUAGAUACCUUACCGUGACAAAAAAAAUCAUGCUAAGAGCAAAGGGCUGAUUUGGUUAUUGCUACCAUUGAUUGUAAAUGAUUUCAUAUGAUUUUUGUGAUUAGGGAUGAUUUGAACUAGCCUGUUGUGGGUAGUUUCGGCCGUUUUGAUAAUCUACUUCCUAGUCAAUCGAUUUAUAUGUUGUUAUUUGUA